Spinacia oleracea (spinach) is the source of this 2262-nucleotide messenger RNA. RefSeq lists its product as uncharacterized. The record is from RefSeq and is a predicted model, not a curated record. The transcript is spliced from 12 exons. Lineage: Eukaryota; Viridiplantae; Streptophyta; Magnoliopsida; Caryophyllales; Amaranthaceae. Bases 406 to 2088 code for a protein of 560 amino acids.
GCUUAGCUUGAUUUGCCAGUUUGCCACAUUCCUCCACCUCUCCUCAUCAUCAUUCAUCAUUCAUCAUUCAUCAUAUUAUUUCCCUCUUUCUCUCUCCUCAGUCAGUCCCCUCUCUUUCUCUUGUAAGUUGUAAAAACGCUCCUGGAUGAAGCAACAACAUACUGAUUAGUGAUUACUGACCCAGCUCUGCAUUUUCUUUUUUGCUAACUGCAAUUACCAAUUUCAUCUUUCCUGCUCCCUUCAUACUUUGCUUGCUGCUGCUGCCAAUAAUGUAUUCCUUUCUUCUUCUUUUUUUCUGACAAUGGAAAACAAAACAAGGCCAACUAACUAAAUCAUCCUUUUAAUUGCAUAUCGCUGUCCUCUUACCCGGCCUCAAAGUUAGAUGUUGGUUACAUUGAGAGAUCCAUGAGUCAUAAACUUCUGAUGAAAUAUGAUCAACAGGAGAAGCUAGAAAUGCUGAGGAGUAAAUCAAUGGAAUCACAUAAACCAACCUCAGGUCGCCGGCUUUCGAGGCGAGAGAGGAAAUUGGCUUUACUUCAAGAUGUUGAUAGAUUGAAGAAGAAGCUUAGACAUGAGGAGAAUGUUCAUAGAGCUCUUGAACGGGCAUUUACUAGGCCUCUAGGGACUCUUCCUCGUCUUCCGGCAUACCUCCCUCCUUAUACACUCGAGCUUUUAGCUGAAGUAGCAGUUUUAGAAGAAGAGGUUGUUAGGCUGGAAGAACAAAUUGUACAUUUCAGGAAAGGUUUGUAUGAAGAAGCUGUGAAUAUUUCGUCCUCCAAGAAAAAUAUGGAAAGCACAAAUGAUUUGAAUGAGUCCUGUCCUAAUGAUUCGAAUGAUGAACCAAGGAAUAUAGUUCAAGCUGAAAACAGCUGUACCGAUUCUUCAAAGUCUCUAAUUGAGGAUGGAAGAGACAAAGAAAAUAGAUCGUGUACUAGUUCCACAAGAAACAAGCUGAAAUCACCAAAUCAGAAGUCACAAAAUGGGAGAACUCCCACUAAAAGACUUUCAUUUGAGAAGAAAACACCAGAGAAGCUCUCAGAUGCUCAGAAAUCACAGCUCCAAUGCAGAAAUGACAGCCAAGAUAAUGCAGAACUUAGGUCACCUGUUGUUGAAGAUGAUAGAAAGUUGGGAGAUGAGAAUCCAAAUGCAAUAUCUGAGAAUAUCCUGAAGUGUUUAUUGAGCAUUUUCUCAAGAAUGACCAUAUCAAAGAACAAGUUGAGUAUGGAAAAGUUUCCUCCAUCUGCUACAUUCUCUUCUGCAGAAUAUGGAGGAAGCACUGAGCUUCAGGAUCCAUAUGAUAUAUGGCCUAGAUAUGGAAGAAGAGAUAUUGGUCCGUACAAGAAUCUGUUUUCCGUUGAUGCCCGUUCACUUAAUGCAAAUAAAACAGCAAAUUCUGUCUUCUUAAUUCGUAGACUACGAGUACUUAUCGCAAAACUGGCCACUGUCAAACUGCAAAGGCUCACACACCAAGAAAAACUUGCUUUUUGGAUAAAUGUCUACAAUUCAUGCAUGAUGAAUGCAUAUCUCGAACAUGGAAUACCAGAAAGUUCGGUGACUGUAGUUGCAUUGAUGCAGAAGGCAACAAUAAAUGUGGGGGGACACCAGCUGAAUGCUAUAACAAUUGAACAUUUCGUUUUGCGAUUACCUUACCACUCUAAAUAUACUUUAUCGGAAGGAUCAAAAAAAGAUGAGAUGCUGAUGGUUGCACGAAGCACCUUUGGUUUGGAGUUAUCUGAACCUUUGAUUACAUUUGCACUCUCCUGUGGAAGCUGGUCCUCUCCUGCUGUGAGAAUUUACACAGCUGCUCAAGUUGAAAUUGAGCUAGAAGUUGCGAAAAGAGAAUACUUACAGGCGACAGUUGGUAUAUCAAGAAAUAAAGAACUAAUUAUCCCAAAACUUGUACAAUGGUACCUACUUGACUUUGCCAAAGACUUGGAAUCAUUGCUGGAUUGGAUUUGUCUUCAACUCCCCACAGUUCUUAGAAAAGACGCAAUCAAGUGUCUCGAGAGAGCUAAGAAUGAGCCUCUUUCUAAAAUUGUCCAGAUUAGGCCCUAUGAUUUCAGUUUCAGGUAUCUGCUGCACAGAUGAUAUAAUUCCCUUAUUUGAUCAUUUUUUUAUUAUUAGGUUUUGGUCAGUUUACGAGUGUAGUAUUUUAGUGUGUAUACAUCUAGAUUGCAUAUAACUUACAUUAUGAAAUAAUUGUAAAACCGUUCUUCCCCCUCCAAUAUCUGUUCAACUUUACAGGGUUUCUUUUACUCUUCA